AUGGCUCAGUGCCUAUGCGCGCUGCUUGCAAUCACAAGGUCACAAGUUCGACCCCCACCCCCUAGGUCCUUCCAGCCUUAA
This is a messenger RNA of Caenorhabditis elegans, 81 nucleotides long. RefSeq lists its product as uncharacterized. Lineage: Eukaryota; Metazoa; Nematoda; Chromadorea; Rhabditida; Rhabditidae. The coding region runs from base 1 to 81 and encodes 26 amino acids. The transcript has a single exon. The record is from RefSeq and is marked reviewed.